This is a messenger RNA of Penicillium canescens, 1512 nucleotides long. Its product is annotated as putative MFS transporter. Gene Ontology annotation, molecular function: transmembrane transporter activity. Gene Ontology annotation, biological process: transmembrane transport. NCBI's taxonomy places the organism in Eukaryota, Fungi, Ascomycota, Eurotiomycetes, Eurotiales, Aspergillaceae. Gene Ontology annotation, cellular component: membrane. The record is from RefSeq and is a predicted model, not a curated record. The coding region runs from base 1 to 1512 and encodes 503 amino acids. The transcript has 6 exons.
AUGGCGUUCUUCGGGAAGAGUGAAGUGCCCGAGGACGUUAUCCAGACGGCACCCGAUGAAGAUAUUGAGAAAACCACUGUACCAGCCCAUGUGGAGAAACCGCCUACUGCCACUAUCGAUAUCCCAACCAUCGAUCCUGAGCUAGAGCGCCGAGUGGUGAGGAAAUUGGACUUGCGCGUUCCUACUUUGAUGGGAUUUUUCUAUCUUCUCGCAUUUCUCGAUCGAAGCAAUAUCGGCAAUGCAAAAAUCGCCGGCAUGGAAGAGGACCUAGGUCUAACGGGGAAGAGCUACGCAUGGCUCUUAACAAUCUUCUACAUCUCAUACACAGUCUUCGAAUUUCAAGCUCUAAUGUGGAAGAUCGUCAAGCCGCACCAAUGGGCAGCCUUUGUCGUGUUCUCCUGGGGUUUGAUCGCAACAUGCCAGGCAGCAGUAAAGAAUUGGCAAGGCAUGAUGGCCCUCCGGUUCCUGAUGGGCGCCUUUGAGGCCGGCUUCGGUCCCGGUGUACCAUACCUACUAUCAUUCUUCUAUCGUCGCCAUGAGCUGGGUCUGCGAUGCGGUAUGUUCUUGUCGGCGGCUCCGCUGGCUAAUACAUUCGCGGGUGCUUUGGCCUACGGGAUCACCUCGGGCCAUGCUUCACUGGCUAAUUGGCGGUUGCUAUUCUUGGUCGAGGGUGCCCCAGUCUGCGCUGCUGCUGUUUUGGCUUGGUUUUAUGUACCGGAUAGUCCGCUGGAUGCCAAGUUUCUUACCGCGGAAGAGAAGGUUGUUGCCCGUGCUCGUUCACUGCAGCAGUCUGGUCAACCAGAUCGCGAGGGCAAGGUUCAAUGGAAGGAAUUGGUUGAAACGCUUCUUGAUGUGAAAGCAUGGCUUACAGCGUUGAUGUACUUCAGCUGUAACGUCAGCUUCUCUUCCCUGCCCGUGUUCUUGCCCACUAUCCUAAGGGAGAUGGGCUUCACAGCGAUCAAUGCUCAGGGUCUCACCGCGCCUCCGUUCUUUGCAUCAUUUCUGGUGACGAUCGCGACGACUUGGGUGGCGGAUCGUCUUCAGCAACGUGGACUCACGAUCGCUGUGUUAUCACUGGUUGGCGGCGUGGGGUAUAUCCUCUGCGCUACGUGCACAUCAGUGGGCGUCCGCUAUUUUGGUGUCUUCCUAGCGGCCUGUGGGAUUUUCCCUUCGAUUGCCAAUAUCUUGCCAUGGGUUUUGAACAAUCAAGGCUCCGAUACUCGCCGCGGAGGAGGCAUCAUUCUGCUCAAUAUAGUUGGGCAAUGCGGCCCCUUCUUAGGAACAAACAUCUUCCCAGAUGAGGAGGCUCCGCGGUUUAUCAAGGGCAUGGCGAUCUGCGCAGCGUUCAUGUUCUUCACCACAAUCCUAGCUUUGUGUCUGCGUGUUCUUCUUGUGUGGGAGAACAAACGUCUUGACAAGAAGUACGGGCCUCGCAUCGAGGAAGCCUCGGCGAAAUCGGUAGAUGCUGUUGCGGAGGACAAUUACGGUGCUAAUUACCGUUACGUGUUGUGA